Tripterygium wilfordii is the source of this 1866-nucleotide messenger RNA. Its product is annotated as ammonium transporter 1 member 1-like. Gene Ontology annotation, biological process: ammonium homeostasis; ammonium transmembrane transport. NCBI's taxonomy places the organism in Eukaryota, Viridiplantae, Streptophyta, Magnoliopsida, Celastrales, Celastraceae. Gene Ontology annotation, cellular component: membrane. Gene Ontology annotation, molecular function: ammonium channel activity. Bases 74 to 1573 code for a protein of 499 amino acids. The record is from RefSeq and is a predicted model, not a curated record. The transcript has a single exon.
UUCCAUAUAUACCCGCUUACAGAUCCAUCGAGCGUUCUUGUGUUCGUCACUCGAGCUUUCCUUCCUUCCAUCCAUGGCGACGGCGUUACUGAACUGCUCAGAGAUCCAACUCGCCCAGUUCUUAGGCCCAAACUCCACUGAUGCCGCCGCCUACAUCUGCUCCCAAUUCUCUACCAUAUCCAAUGCCUACAAGGACACCUCAUACGCCAUUGACUCCACUUACCUCCUCUUCUCCGCCUAUCUUGUCUUCUCUAUGCAACUCGGCUUUGCCAUGCUCUGCGCUGGCUCUGUCCGUGCCAAAAACACCAUGAAUAUCAUGCUUACCAACGUCCUCGACGCCGCCGCCGGUGGCCUCUUCUAUUACCUAUUCGGCUUUGCCUUUGCCUUUGGAGCCCCCUCCAAUGGCUUCAUCGGCCGCCAUAACUUUGGCCUCAAAUCCUUCCCCACUGAAAACUUCGAUUACAGUUACUUUCUCUAUCAAUGGGCGUUUGCGAUCGCUGCUGCAGGGAUCACGAGUGGUUCGAUUGCGGAGAGGACUCAGUUCGUGGCGUAUUUGAUUUACUCUUCGUUCUUGACCGGAUUCGUUUACCCGGUUGUUUCUCACUGGUUCUGGUCUGGUGAUGGAUGGGCUAGUGCGGCGAAAACAAGCGGUAGCCUCUUGUUUGGAUCGGGUGUUAUUGAUUUCGCGGGGUCGGGUGUGGUCCAUAUGGUGGGAGGGAUUGCGGGUCUUUGGGGCGCCCUAAUUGAAGGACCUAGAAUUGGACGGUUUGACCACAGUGGCCGAGCGAUUGCUCUUCGUGGACACAGUGCUUCCUUAGUUGUUCUAGGCACUUUCUUGCUUUGGUUCGGGUGGUUCGGGUUUAACCCGGGUUCGUUUGUGAAGAUCCUGAGUCCGUACGAGUCCGGUUCCUAUUAUGGUCAGUGGAGCGCGGUUGGUAGAACCGCUGUCACAACAACACUGGCAGGAUGUACUGCCGCUUUAACCACACUUUUCGGAAAACGUAUCCUCUCAGGUCACUGGAACGUCACCGACGUCUGUAACGGCCUCCUCGGCGGGUUCGCGGCAAUAACCGCCGGGUGCUCCGUGGUGGAGCCGUGGGCUGCGAUUAUAUGCGGGUUCGUAGCUUCUUUGGUGCUAAUUGGAUGCAAUAAAUUAGCAGAGAAGACGAAGUUCGAUGAUCCAUUGGAGGCGGCGCAACUUCACGGCGGGUGUGGGAUAUGGGGCGUUAUAUUCACCGCGUUGUUCGCCACUGAGAAGUAUGUAAAUGAAGUAUACCCGAAUAAACCGGGCCGUCCAUACGGGUUGUUCAUGGGAGGUGGCGGAAGGCUAUUGGCUGCUCACGUGAUCCAGAUUUUAGUGAUUAUUGGGUGGGUCAGUGCCACCAUGGGUACUCUGUUUUUCAUCCUUCACAAGUUGAAGCUGCUGCGGAUCUCGGGGGAGGACGAGAUGUCGGGUAUGGAUAUGACCCGACAUGGUGGAUUCGCUUAUAUAUACCAUGAAGAGGACACCCAUAAAAAUGGUAUCCAAUUGAGUAAAGUUGAAUCCAGAACUUCGACUCCCCCAGCAGUUUAGGGAUAAAUUAGUAAUUUCAGAAUAUGAUCAGAAAAAUCAUUUGGGGUUGGUGGUUUUGUGGUGUAAAAUAUUGGAUGUUAUUUUGUGGCGGAAAUGCUUUUGUUUUGAUUAUUCUACAGAUGACUUUUUGCUUGGUGUGUGAUUGGAAUAUUGGAUUACUUAUUCAUGUGUUUUGACAUUUUGUUUUUUUCUGGUUUUUUUCUCCCCUAGAGAAAUGUAAAGAAAUCAUUCAAAUGUGUGUUUGUUUCACAAGUUUUUUUUUUUAGUAAUUUAAAUUUAGUUGAAAUCCUUCA